CAAAAAGGCCGCCAUAGCCCGCCAGGAGGUCGACUCCCUGAAAGAAGAGUUGAACAAGCUGAAGGAAAGGCUGAAGGAGGAGGAAGCUCGAGCGGCAGAAAAGGAUGAACUCCUUCGUCAGUCUGCCUUAGCCCUGCUUGAGGCCGCCAGCAUCCCUGCUACUGCCUUGGACAAAGUUCCAGGCAACUCCCCGGCAAAUGGUGUGUCAAUGGUUCUUGCCACCCACCAGCUUUCCCGGGAGCUGCUUGACAAGGGAAAGGGUGCUCUGGCGCGGAUGCAUUCAAUGAUAUUCCCCAAGGCCAAGCAGGAGAAGACUCUGGGACAGCUGAUUGAUGCCUUCGCAGUCGACACCAAGGAGGUCAUCGAGGUAUUCAAGCGCACCUCACGUACCUAUGGUGCCCUUCUUGCCUUCCAACUUAUGAUGGGUUACGGCUUUAAGGCUGACAUCGAAGAAAUGACUAAGGAGCUGCCGAAAGAGAAAGAUGGGCGUCUUGUUAACUUAAGCGCUUUUACAGCGUCCGCCCGUACUUGUGCUCGCCAGCUCCUUGAUUUAGUUUCGUCGGGAAAGGCAUCGGCUGGCCCUGCACUGUCGACUCAGACUCAGGUUUUCCCGGUGUCCUCGUUUGUUGAUGACUCUUCGGGCGUUCUUCCCGAAGGUUUGCUGUCGAUUGCCAACGCUACUGGGGACCUGGAGACGCUGUACCCGAAGGUAUUGUUGCCUGCCAACAUAGUUGUCGACAUACUCGAGGAAGACUCAAGGGUACCUGAAGAAAGAGGGACUCCACAAGGGUGA
Lolium perenne is the source of this 793-nucleotide messenger RNA. RefSeq lists its product as uncharacterized. Lineage: Eukaryota; Viridiplantae; Streptophyta; Magnoliopsida; Poales; Poaceae. The record is from RefSeq and is a predicted model, not a curated record.